CAACACUGAUGCGGAAUUACCUAUGUAGAACCAUAUGUGCGAGCGUGACAACCAUAUGAACAACAUGCGUACUUUGAUCUGGCAGCACAGAAACGAGUACAGCUCCGAAUACACGUCGUUUUGCCAAAAGCGUAGCAGGCAGCAAAUGAAAAAAAUAUAAAUGAGGAAAAAAUUUCGUGAAAUAAGAACGACAAAUAUACCAAGCGCGACCCACGCCGCUAUAGUGAAAAUCGUCAGAUUUAAUAAUUGCGUGCAUUGUGUAAGCGUAUGAAAUUCGACCACCCCCCUUGAACGCGAUAUAGCCAUACAUAUAAAGGAAUCAAGUGAAGUAAUUGCAACGGUUACAGUGGCCAAAUUGUAAUGCAGCUGGUCUGGCAGUAGCGUCCAAUAAGUAUGGCACCAGCGCUAACAGCGGAGCCACUGAGUCCCAAGGAGAAAUUAACAAGCAACGCCUCCCCCGCCACAGGGACACGAAAGUCUGUCCGCAAACUGGAGUCACCCAAUGUCAGUGGCGGCGGCGGCAGCGGCGGCAACGAUACGGCCAAAAAGCCAACAACAGCAACUGUUGCAGCAACAGGAGUAGCAACAAUAACAACAAUAACAACAACAGCUGGAGUUGCUGCGACGACGACGACGCGAGUGACACGCUCCAAGGACGCAGCACAGCGGAUUGGUUCGCCUGUUGUGCCCGUGACGGCGAAUAAGCGUAAAUCCAGCAACAACAACAACACACACAACAACAAGAACAACAAUAGUAGUUGUAGUAGUGGCAGUGGCAGCGAAGUUAAACCAGGUAAUGAUCAAAUGGGCCUAAGCGCCGCUGCAACACAUACAAGCACCGACGGCAACGCAGCUUCCACCAGCAACAGCAGCAGCAGCGACGCGACAGCCGCAACGUCAGACGCCGCUGCCGACGCUGCUGCCGCUGUCAACGCCGUCGACGAGCACAACAACAACUGCAAGGAUAAUUCAACGGCUGAGCUGCUGGCGAAUCUGACAAACGACUUUGAGGAGGCAAUCACAGCAGAAAUUUGCCUACGUAAAACACUGCCCGAGGUGAGCCUAAGCAAGGAGCAACCAGCUGCAGCUACAGCGACAGCUGAUCCAGCCCAGCUGACUGAGCCCAUGUCCAUGUCUGAAGCUUACUCCCAGUCGUCGACGAGCAGCGCAGCAGGAGCAGCAUUACCUCAAUCCCUACCAGCAACAGCAUCAUUACCACCACCACCACCAUUGUCAAAAACAGCAGCAGCUACAGUCACAUCGGAGUCACCACAGUUGUUGGAGCAACAGCAGCAGCAGGAGGGAUUCCCUGGCAAUGACAUCAGCAGCUUAGAACGGACAUCGGUGCCAGUCGAAGAAGAUGCUGCCAAAAUUCUAGACAAUAUUGAGGAACGCCUGAGUCAACUCGAUGGAAGUCCCGUCGCACUGCCGCCGAUUGUGGAUAUUAGCGCUGCAACGCUGGAGGCCAGCGUUGAGUUGCCGACGACACGCUGCGUGCAGCAGUUGCCGCAGCCGGAGCAGGCACAGUCACUGCCGCAGCCGGAGCAGGAACAGCCUCAACAGGAGCAGUCACAGCAGCUGCCGGAGCAGGAGCAAUUACAGCAGCAGCAGCAGCAGGAUAUACUUGCCUCACCACAGCACUUGGCUAUCCGACAGCCAGGAGCGGUACUAACGCCACAGAGCACCGCCAGUUCGAUUAAUUUCCUUAAGGAUGGCGCUGCUGGUGCCGUGCUGGAGGAUCAGGAUAUUGAGGAAGUGCUGAAAGCGCUCAAAAAUCUCGAUGGCACUCAUGUGAAUCCGGAUAUCUGUGAUUUUAAUUUUUUCAACGAAGUCUGUUUCCUCAACAAUGAGGAGGAGACAGCUGCAGCAUCUGGUGUAGCUGGAGCAAGUACAACAGCGCCAGAAGGAGGCAGCAUCAGCAUGAGCAGUAGCAGCCUCGUUGCCCACAAUCUCGACGUGGAGGAGUCAUCACCCAAGGCAAGUUGCAGUAGCAGUAACAUCAACAUUGUUGCACCCAAGCCACGUCCCUGGCAGGAAUGUCAUGCCGAAUUGGAGCAGCAACAGAAUGUUCUGGUUCGCAAGAUUGAUUUUCUGCUGCGGCGCAUGCGAAAGUUUCAGGUGCGUCAGAUGUGUCGCCAUGCCAGCGAUGAGGUGGCCGGCAUAUUGGAGUGGUCGGCAAGGUAUUCCAAUAAGGCAUCGCCAGGGGCACCGGUACGAAGUGCAAAGCUAACCGAACAGGAGGACACAGUGCUAUCGAUUGUCUCCGGACGGCCGGGCAACAGUUUCUGGGAGGAGCAAACCAAACAACCACUGCCCGCCACCCAAAUGAGCAAUGUCAUCCGUCACAUUGAGACGGCAGCGCGUAAGCAACAAAUCUGUCAUACAAUUGGCGGCGGCUCCGCAUCGCUGGCAUCUUCCUCAUCGUGGUACAGCAAUGCUGCCCAGCCGGGCAAACGUUCCCGCAAACUGCAGAACAUGGAUGCCAUUGCCGGCAGCAACAAUACAGAUUCAAUUGUAAUGCCACGUGCCGAUGAAAUCGUGCCCAAUUAUGACAACUAUGUGACCAGCGAGUUAACUCAUGUGGCGGGUCUCUUGCAUACGGAAAUGCGUGAGGUACAAAAUGCCAUCGACUCGGAUGCCACAGAGUCGAGCUCUGGCGGCGAAUCUGCCGAUGAGAUGGUCAACUACAAUAAUUCCCAGCAGUUGUCCUUGUCAAUAACGCGUCGAGCCGUUUGGCGUUAUUCGAGAGAUCGUGCCGCUAUAGCGCUACGCUGGUCCUGGCUGUGCGCCCAGGUGGCCGAUCUGGACAUGAAGAUACGCCAGCACAACGAUGUGUACAAUGAUUUAUGUCGCACCAAGGGUGAUGUAAUGUUGGAAUCAACAACAGCGCCUAAAAACGGCUACAAGGAGACACAAACACAACCGCCGUCAGUUGAGCUGCCGCCUGGAGCUGAGAUGGAACAGCAGCCGCCAGCGGAUUGGCUUUGCAGUCGCACUCGUCCCUUAGUGCUGUCCGAGUUUCGUAAGCGUAAACUCUUCCAGACAAUCAACAUGCACACAAUAUCAAAGAAGGCGGCACGGCCGAGCAACAUUAAAUGCGGUUGCCAAUGGCCGCAGGUGCCAUGUACGCUUUGCACUGGACGCCCGGAUCCGACGGCCCCGCGAGAACUGCCGGAAACGUUGAUGCCACAGAAUCGUGUUGCGCUGCUCGAUGCCAGCUAUCAUCCGGUGCUGAGCUUUACCGAUGAUGUCUGUCAAUCGUUGCACCUGGAGGCAAUUAGUCGACAGCCGGAUUGGCAGUAUCGGGUGAUGCGUAGCCAGGCCAAGGCGAUUGUCAAGGGUGUUUGGAAGGCGGAACGCGAGGCGAUUGCAUUGAGCGGUGGCGGUGGUGGUGGUGCUGGUGGUGCCGGUCGUCGUCCUGGCGAGACAGUCAAGCGUCGUUAUGUGCGACGCAAGGAGCGCAAUAACAACAACAAUAGUAAUAGCAAUCGAAGCAGCAGUAAUAUAAACAACAAUAAUAAUAAUAAUAACAACAACAACAUUAACAAUAAUAACAACAACAAAGAAUCAACAACAACAACAACAGCCCCAACAACUGCAACAGCAACAGCAAUACAAAGUGGCACUGGAGGUGGUGGAUUGGAUAGCGGAAACGGUACUGGUACUGCAACUACUUCUUCUUCUUCUACGCCUACUACAACGCCACUUGUGGCCAACACAGUGGCAGUCAAAAGGCAACGUCAGUCGGUCAAGACGAGUGGGAACGGAAGUUUAAACUCGCCGUUGUCUGAUCCCCAACAACAACAACAACAACGCAACAACAACAACCAGCAAAAUAAUCCCUCACUGAUCUCCAGAGGCAAUGGCAAUGGCGCUAAAAAGCCACGUAAAUCUGCCUCAAAGCAACAACAACAACAACAUUCAGCACAUAACACUAACAACAACCACAACAACAGUCAACCAGCAAGUGGGGCUGAUAGCACCACUCGAUUUCCAGCUGAUUCCCAAUGGGAACAGUCACAAAGUCGCCGCAAUUCCGCCGAAACUCACGGGCAUCGUAAUGAACGCACUGCAGAAAGACGUAGUCGACUCAUCUAUGACAUUGAUAACAUCGUGAUACCCUACAGCAUGGCAGCACAGACGCGUGUGGAGAUCUUGCCCUACAAGGAGAUACCAACGCCUAAGUGGCGCAUUGUGGACAGUGAUAAUAAGAAUAAGCAACAACAUUCGACGGAUGAAAAGCUGAGCAAUGGCUGUGCUAACCAAGCCGAAGCGGAAACGGAGUCGCCUUUAAGCCGGGAAGCCGUGACGGCAACAAUGCCAGCCGAUGAAGUAACAGCAACCUCAACACCCGCAGCAACAACAUCGAAAGAGAAGCAGGAGGCUGUAGGAAAAGUAAAUGGCUUAACAGCAACAACAACUUCACCCGCAGCAACAACAUUAAAGGAUAAGCAGGAGACUGUGAGCAAAGUUAAUGGCUUAAAGCAGUUGAGCAAAAAGAAGUCACUGCCAGAGAUUGUUAAGCAAUCGGAUCAAUCACUCAGUAAUGGAUUGGCUAAUGGAAAUGCACAGCAGGCAGAGGCUUCAGAAGAGGAGCAACUGAGUCAGCCGACAACAGUCAAUGGCAAAAUCCAAAGGAACAAUAAUAAAAUCUCUGUGAAAUCUCUUACGCCUGCUUCCGCUGCAGCUAUUACUUCUACUCCCGCUACCAUUUCCACUCCCACACCAACUGCUGCUAGCCAAGAUGCAAAACCAUUAACUGACGAAGUUGAGCCGCCCAAGAAGCGACCAAAGUUGCAGCUAAAGGAGAAAACAAAGCCAUCAACGUCACCAAAAUCAAUACCGACAGCAGCCGAAGUUGCAGUCGAUGCUGAUGAGGAGGAGGAAGUGGAGGACAUUUCGGAUGAGGCGUACAUUGUGCGUCAUCAGCGUGCGCUCAUCGAGGAGCGACGUCGCUUCGAGACAUACUUAAGAUUCCCCUGGAGCACACGUUCCCGCGCCAAUCGACGUGCCGACAGUCGAGCAGAGUCGAGUGGCGCCAAUACGCCAGAUCCUGCGUCGCCGGCAGCUCCACAGCUAGCUGGACCGACCGGUAUGGACAACGAGAGCAUUCCCUCACCCUUGGCACAAACGAUGCUGCAGAAUCCGCUUGAUGGAGUCAAUGCUGAAGGUGAAUUGGCAACGACAAUGACAACAACAAAAGGAAAACGUCAAGAGCGUCGUCGUACCACUUCCAGCAAAUUGAAGGAUCAAGAUCGACGCAGUGCAACACCAGACACUAGAGAGUUGCCUCAACUUCCUUUGGAUCCACCACCGUUUGAGCCGCUGCAGUUUCCGCUCUCCAAAGACGUCUAUCAACGUUUGUUGGCCGAGAUGAACAUCGAGCCAAAGGCGCCGAGAUUAUCGCUCCCGGUAACUGUCAAUACCAAGCGCACAAAAAGUAAAUCGGUAUCCUCCAAUGGUGGCGAUGGCAACACAACAGCAACAACAGCAACCAACUCGAGCAGUCGACGCAGCAGCAAAGCCAAGGCCACAAAUGCCAGCAAGUUGGCACAGACAACGACAACGAUGUUAAUGACACAGCGUCUAAAUGGUGGCAAGAAUGCACAACGUGCAACAGCACAAUUAAAUGGUGGCAAGCAUGUUUAUGACAAUGGCAUUGUCUAUGGGCCAGAGGAUGAUGACGACGACGAGGACGAUGAGGAGGAGGAAGAGGAGGAACUGCUGCUUGAGGAGGAUGAUGAUUAUCAUUAUCUGGCACCGCCGGAAGAUGAUCAAUUGCCAUCUGGCAUUGGCGAUGAUGCGAAUCUGUACAAUGCCAGCAUCGAUGCGUAUUUGGGCGAACAGGAGGGACUCGACGAGGAGGAGCUGGCCGAUGAUCCGUUCAUGGACGACGAUCCCAAUGAUCCGGAAUGGAAGCGCAGUGUUGCCGUUCGCAAUGAACGCAUGCGCAGGAGAGUUUAGGCGGAGAGAGAGAGAGAAAGAGAGCAAAAUACGAGUAGCGAGUGGAAAGCAGCGAUAAUAAACAUAAUUGGCGAGUGGAGAAUAGCGAGCAGCAAAGUGAAACCAGUUAACUAAUCCAAAGUUAUUAAGAACGUUGUAAAAUGAAUAUCAAUACUUUUUUUUUAAAAUAAUUCGUCAACAUUUUUAAAGAAUUCGCUUCAAAUGCCAACACAAAUUUUAACUUGUUUUAAACGAUAUUUUUUGUUUUUAUUAAAACGCCGCAACGAGUUCCAUAAUUCAAUUCAAAACUGAACUCGGGAACGCAUAUAACAUUGCAAACAUAUUUUGUAAGCAAUUUCUAAGUUAUUUAGUUAUAAAAGAGAACAGAGAAGAUAAGAAGAAGAACACAACAAGCAACACACACACACCCACAUCCACAAAUAAACACAUAAAACAAAAAGAAAGAAAAACUCGUGAAAAUAUUCAAUGUAAAUACAAAAUUAGGAGAUAAUAAGAGAAGUUAUGUAUGUAUGAAACUAAUGGAUAAAGCUAAUGAUAAUGAUAAUAUUAAUAACAUAGUUUAACACACACACAAACACAUAAGUUUCAAGAAGGAAAACAACAACAAAUAAACAAAAACUCACUUGGGCUACAAGUCAAAAGUGCGCAAUGUUUUAAAUA
Molecule: messenger RNA, 6624 nt
Organism: Drosophila innubila
Lineage: Eukaryota; Metazoa; Arthropoda; Insecta; Diptera; Drosophilidae
Gene: nsl1
Exons: 9
Coding region: 394-5964 (1856 amino acids)
Cellular component (GO): NSL complex
Molecular function (GO): histone acetyltransferase binding
Source: RefSeq, a predicted model, not a curated record